AGUGUAUUUGUCAUUAUGUUCAUGAUUGUGUCCCUUGAAGGAGAUAAAGUGGCUAGCCGAUUGGCGGUGGACGAUGCGACUGGGAACAUUUACUUCUCUGCCAACCGUCCUGGCACGGGGAUUGGUUCCAGUUAUAUUGCUGUCGUUACUCCUGACGGCAAGUCGAAGAAGACUUUAGUUAAUAAUCUUAGUAGGGCUCGGGCGGUGGCACUCUACAGCUCCAAGGGGUUAAUGUUCUGGACGGAUAUUGGCUUUGGUGCGCACGUGGGACGUGCUAAUAUGGAUGGGUGUAAGCGAAAAAGGAUAAUUACAACUGCGAUUAAAUCCCCAAAUGGAAUUGCCAUCGACUUCGAAGAGGACUUUCUGUUUUGGUCUGACGGAGGUCGAGGCGUCAUAGAGAGGUGCAGUCUCGUUGGAGCUGACAGACAAGUACUUGUGAAGGAUCCUGAUGCUUUCAUCAUGGCGCUCGUCAUCGACGGAGACAAGCUGUAUUACACCGCAUGGAACAGAGGAGGCAUUACUGUCGUAAACAAGGCGGACGGAUCCAACAAACAUUUUUUGAUGGAGUCACCAGUAUUUGCCGAACUCGGGGACUUCCUUAUCGUGCGACCUAACAAAGGAACUCCAGUGAUAAAUCAAUGUACUAACAAUAAUGGGAGGUGUGUUGGUCUCUGUCUUCCUACGCCCAAUGGCAGAACGUGCGCAAGAGCAGACCGUGUGGGGUUACAACCAGAAGGCCCUACCUGCGUGGAAGAACCCUCCUCAACUACCAAAACCUCGGAACCCUCCUCAACUACCAAAACCUCGGAACCCUCCUCAACUACCAAAACCUCGGAACCCUCCUCAACUACCAAAACCUCGGAACCCUCCUCAACUACCAAAACCUCGGAUUCCAUCACUUCCUUGAUCAUCUUUCCUCGCCUUUCUGCUCUGCUAAUUGCGCGGAAAUGGAGAAGGCAGGAGAAAGAAACCUCCAAUAUAACGUUGGUUACCUUAGCGGUCCAUAAAAGGCUCGGGUAUCAUCUGUGACGUAAACAAAUAUUACAGAGACUAGCCUUAGAGCCAGUGGUAGUCUUCGAAGUAAAACAAUAACAACGUUGCCUGAUGAUCAUUAACGAUGUACUGAUGUAUUUUAUUAACCGGAAACCCUUCAUGCCAUGACAACUGUUGUCAAGGGCAAUAGUCUUGUGCAUAUUAACAAAUUGCUUAAAGAAACUUUUCAAUCAAAAUUAAAAUGUAAAAUAUUAUAGCUUACAGCUGACACCACAGUUAUUUGCAAAUGGCGACAAAGAAUUACAGAUCUGGAUAUAGCCUACAAAUUUAUCUUUUUAACGGUAUUUUAUUUUGUGAAAUACGUGUACAUGUGCUUUGGUCUUCUUAUCAAGAAAUACCGCCUGCUUGUAAGGUCUUAAAAAUGCUAUAAAUAGCUAAACGUUUUGAACUGUUUGCUAUUUUAUGAUGUUGUUCAUCUUAUUACCCUACCUGUGUGUUUAGACUCCAUUUUUGAUUGAUCUGAUACAUCUUAAUGAAACCCAACAUCCAGCUAAUAAUGUUUACACGCUUAUGCACUAGAGUGAUACAAUUUGUCUUCCACAUUAUUAAAUAUCGUGUCAAUCUGACUUUUUAUAUCUAAAAUUUGCAGUUAUUUAGCACUAGAGUUAACGGUGUUUUGGAGUUAUAUACAUGUAGGUGUAAUCUCGUAGAAGUGUAUUUUCUUUACUUCGCGUAAGUUUUGUAUAUGUAUGUAUAUGUUGUAUGUGGACGCUUAUAUGUGUAUAUAUAUAUAUUUGCUUUAAAAAUACCUUUUCCCCAAUAACAUUGUUUAUUGUAGAGCAAUGUUGCGAUAUUUGUAAGUGUAUUACUAAUUAUUAUGUCAACAUACAAAAACUUUUAACUUGGGCUCUACUCACAUAUUAUACAGCAAUAAAAUAUAUG
Liolophura sinensis is the source of this 1935-nucleotide messenger RNA. Its product is annotated as low-density lipoprotein receptor-related protein 4-like. The record is from RefSeq and is a predicted model, not a curated record. NCBI's taxonomy places the organism in Eukaryota, Metazoa, Mollusca, Polyplacophora, Chitonida, Chitonidae. Bases 16 to 1029 code for a protein of 337 amino acids. The transcript is spliced from 12 exons.